Malaya genurostris is the source of this 2216-nucleotide messenger RNA. RefSeq lists its product as uncharacterized. NCBI's taxonomy places the organism in Eukaryota, Metazoa, Arthropoda, Insecta, Diptera, Culicidae. The record is from RefSeq and is a predicted model, not a curated record. Bases 62 to 1927 code for a protein of 621 amino acids. The transcript has 5 exons.
GUGCCGUUAAAAAUUCCGAGUUCCGCUUGUUUUAAGUUUUAUUUGAAAUAUUUGCGUUGAAAUGUCUUGUCCACGAGAUAUUUUAAAGAAACUGAUGUAUAAACCGAAGCCUUCAAAAAAGUCAGAUGUUCUUACCGAUCGGGAAUACAAACGCCUGGCUGCAACUUCCUUCGAAGAUUAUUUGGCUCAGAAUUACAACUGCUCGCAACUGAAUAGACUCUGUUCAUCGGAAAGAGAUCAUUUGCAGAUUUAUUAUGAAUAUUUAGAAAAGAGGGUUGAGCGUAAUCAAAAACGCAUUCGAAACAAGCGCACAAAAAAGCCUCCGGCAGUCAUUGUCAGGAACGUUCCUGCCACUAGUGGAAUUCCACCAGUGUGUGUGGAUGUGCCCAUUGUAACAGUUUCUGAAGGUAUUGAUGGUAGAUUGCUACCGACAUUAGAAGAUUUUGAGAAUGUUUUGCGUGAACCAAACGAACAAACCGAAAGACAUAUGCAGGACAGUAUACCAAAUGAGAAAGAUUUAGAUACAUCUUCACCUGAAAUUGAGUUGUACCAAGUAAUGGCCCCAAAGGAAUUGUUGAUUGAAGAAACCGUCACUACGACGACACUUGCGAAUCCAGAAUUAGAGGGUAUAGUUGUCGAUUUGGAGUCUGUGCCGUUGUCUGAUCCCCAGGUAAGGGCUGAAAUUUUAAAUGAAUUUCCAAGCUUACGUCCCCGGGAAAGCAACGGACGGUUUGAGGACUUCGAAGAAAACCCACUGGCAGCAGAAACAGGAUUACUAGUGCCCCCAACAACAGAUGUUGGUUUGAAAGCUAGUACUCCUAUUUCGUCCAUUCCUAUAAGUAAUAUUCGAAGAAUAGUCCCUGGCGCAGAUCGUCUUGAAACAGCGGAUUUGAGUGCGAUUAAUGAUCCUACUCCUUUGAAACCGAGGAGUUUAUUACAGGUGGAUGCUCCUACAGAAUUCCAUGCUGUAGACGUUUCAAACACCCAGCAGCUAGAAGCACUCCUAGAAAAAGAACCGCAAGCUAUUUUGUCCACCCAACAGAUACCAUUUAUAGAACAUGGUCGAAACGUAGAGCUGACUGAAGUAGACGAACAGAUUUUACAAGAGGAACCAGUCCGGCCACAAACCGUCCCUGGCAAUCCGACCACCUCGUCUGAGUCUUCUGUUGAUCGGCCACCACCUGAGAGGCGAGUGCCAAAACUAGUUAAAAAAGUACGCUUGUAUAAUGAUUCCAUUGGAGAAUCAAAUGAUUUGAGAAAACAGUUUGAAAUUUUCGACGAUUUAGAAGAUUUUGGCUGGUUUGAUGCCGGACGUAAUACGAUAAAAGCGCUGGUAGCAAUGCGUAGAAAUCCAGACGCUCAGCAGAUGCAUCCGACGAAUGAAAUGCGAGUGCCACGUGAAUCGCUGGUGGCUGACAUAGAGCAGCAGCCGAUACUGCGUGAUAAGUCCACAACCUUCGCCGAUAUUAGCUCGAUUCGGGAGCAAACUGCGGGUAAACUUUACAUGAUAAUGGAAGGUCGUGAGGAAAAUGACGUACAACUCCAACUGCAGUCUAGAACUGCUCCUGCUGCAAUAGAAGAGCUAUCCACGAUACCAGAAAUACCCAUUGCCCAGACUAUUUUGCCCGAUUCACAGUUGUAUCCGAGAAUUUCCUUGAUCGAAACCGGUAACGAUAUUCAACCGCUCGACCCGAAUAUAACAAAUUUUGAAACGCCGCAGAUGGAUAGUAUUCGUAUAUCAGAUAAUAGGAACAGACAACCGGAAGCGAUGAUAGGAGAUAAAAAUUCGCAACAGGUUAACAUGGAUUCUGCUGCUUCUGUUCCAGCUGUUGUAAUUCCUGACGAUGGUUCUAAACGCCCAGAUACAUAUCCAAUGAAAGCACCAUUUACUUUACAUGAUAUGGAUUUGGUAUCGGUGAGUAAUUGAAUUAGAGAUCUAACAUGUAACAAAAUGUAAUUGCUUUAGACUUUUUCUUAGAUCCUUCAAGUGUAUAUUGUCACACAGCACGAAAUUCAGUGUACCCAACGUAAUCGGGUUCUUCUUGAGCGUCUAAUCCUGCUGGUAGAUGCAACUGGAUGCAGAAAAGCUUGUUGCAAGCUUUUCCGCAAUUUAUUGACGCUGAAAAGUUGGGGUUUGCUCGAACUAGGUCUGAGCGAUGAAUCGAAAAUCAGAACAAUAUCGUUAUCGUACUGAAGGGGUGGCAAUCACUAAAAUC